AUGUUCUUACUGGACUUGUCACCACAUGGGAUCCAUCAUCUCUGGUCGGACGAGAGUAUUUCUACUCCAAUCAGCUCGUCACGAUACACUACCACCGCAAACAACAAUUCUGAAACCAAAAAACAAUACAACAAGUUGUUUGCACCACCGUUGUCUUCAUACACCGCUGCUUUUCCUGGACCAGACCCGUUCCAAUUGGAGCAGUUGCAAAUAUUACGAUCUGAUAAGCCACAGCCGUCUAUAGACGACCUAACUUUGUUGAUAAGAGUGAAGGAGGAGCGAUUGAUGAGGAUCAGAAAUACUGGGUAUUCAACAAUCAGACCAAUUGGAAUCGGACGAACGAUGGAGGAGAUAGAUUACGCUCAGAGAGGGUAUACUGCUAUUGAAGACAGUGCUAUAAAUAAUAACGUAGCUGCUGAGAAUUCCAAUGAGGAGGAAAUGAGCACAAUGCCGUUGAAUGUUGGCGAACAAGAAGAAGUUGAUCUUGAUGCUGAAAUAUUAGACGCAGAUGCACUUCAAUCCGAUGAAGAAGAAGAGGAGGAGGAGGAGGAGGAAGAUGAUGAUGAUGACGAGGAAGAUGGUGAUCAGAGUAUCCCGGCUCAACACUACAUCCCAAGAGAUCAAGGAUAUGUCUUAGACGACGAUGGAUUCAUGGCGGCCGAAGUCGAGUAUCAAGAUGACCAUAGCUUGAACUCGGAGUCAAGUACCCACAUUUUGAUGAGCAGUGCUAUUACUGCUAGCGUUUUGCCUACUCGUGCAACUGGUAACCAAACAUCAGCUACCAAUCCUACCACAGCUCCAUCUUUCCAAACUAUAGAGGAACAACAUUUUGAUGACGAGAAUGAGUACUCAGAACAGGACAUGGUUGUUGAUUAA
This is a messenger RNA of Lodderomyces theae, 876 nucleotides long. RefSeq lists its product as uncharacterized. Lineage: Eukaryota; Fungi; Ascomycota; Pichiomycetes; Serinales; Debaryomycetaceae. Gene Ontology annotation, cellular component: anaphase-promoting complex. Gene Ontology annotation, biological process: anaphase-promoting complex-dependent catabolic process. The transcript has a single exon. Bases 1 to 876 code for a protein of 291 amino acids. The record is from RefSeq and is a predicted model, not a curated record.